Molecule: messenger RNA, 3524 nt
Organism: Lemur catta (Ring-tailed lemur)
Lineage: Eukaryota; Metazoa; Chordata; Mammalia; Primates; Lemuridae
Gene: SMYD4
Product: SET and MYND domain containing 4
Exons: 11
Coding region: 367-2775 (802 amino acids)
Molecular function (GO): protein binding
Source: RefSeq, a predicted model, not a curated record
CUGAGCGGGGGUUGGGGACGGGCGCCGAGCCGAGGGGCGCGCCGAGGCCGAAGCGGAUGCGGCUAAGGGCGCCAGGGGCCCAGUUCCGGGAGCCUUGUGAGCAGACUCUUGGGGCGUAUCCAUGUCGGUCUUUGGCGGAUAGACAGAUUGGUAACCCAGACGAGAGUUAGAGAGUUUCCUGAUAACUCUGCUGCUAAAAACAGGCAAAGCAGCUACUUGGUUCCGUCAGCAACCCAGUGCUGACCUCCCGCUCGUGCCAAGCUGUGAGCUUGGUACUGUGAGGUCCUCUACAGGCAAAUAAGACCCGGUCCCCGCCUUCAGAAGAGAGCACAGUCUGUCGAGGGGGUUUCUGCUAUCUAAACCGGCAUGGAUCUGCCUGUGGAUGAGUGGAAAUCAUACCUACUUGAGAAGUGGUCUUUACUCCCGACAUCCAUUCAGCUCACGAUUUCUACAGCAGAGACUUUGAGUGAUAUCUUUCUUCAGUCCUCUUCGCUUCUUCUACCUGAGGAUGAGAUGUUUUUAAAAAGACUUUCUAGAGGUUACUUGGUGGGAAAGGACCCCGAAGCUCCCCUUUUCUACAGAGAAGAAGGAAACAAAAAAUUUCAAGAGAAAGAUUAUACAGGAGCUGCUGUGCUGUAUUCUAAGGGAGUAUCACAUUCAAGGCCUAACACUGAGGACAUUGCAUUGUGUUAUGCUAAUCGCUCUGCAGCCCUCUUCCACCUGGGUCAGUAUGAGAUAUGUCUUAAAGAUAUUAUCAGAGCACAGACGCAUGGGUAUCCAGAAAGAUUACAACCCAAGAUAAUAUUGCGUAAGGCAGAAUGUCUGGUGACCCUGGGGAGACUACAGGAGGCAAGCCAGACCAUCAAGGAUCUUGAAAGUAACUUCACUGCCAAACCAGCCCUAGCAGAUUCUCCCUUUCAAAUUCUACAGAGGAACCUCCAUCAUCUGAAAAUGAAGAUACAAGAAAAGAAGAAUCUCACAGAAACUUUCCCAGCAGCUCUAGCCAAAGCCUUUGAGGACAUGGACCUAAGGGAUGAGAAUGAACAAAUUUCCAGUGCAUCAUCAUCUGUCAGCUUAUGCACCGACCCUUUAAAAGGCCGCUAUCUGGUUGCCACAAAAGAUAUUCUCCCAGGAGAGCUCCUGGUAAAGGAGGCUGCUUUUGUGAGUGUCCUUACCCCGGGAGAAAUGCAACCACUGCAUCAGCCCUUAGACAGCAAGUGGAGUACCAGAGUUACCAAUGGGGACCUCUACUGUCACCGAUGUUUGAAGCACACUUUGGCCACAGUUCCUUGUGAUGGAUGCAGCUAUGCCAAGUAUUGCAGCCAAGAGUGUAUGCAGCAGGCCUGGGAGCUCUACCAUAGUAUAGAGUGUUCUCUAGGGGGGCUGCUUCUCACACUGGGUGUCUUUUGCCACAUUGCCCUAAGAUUGACUCUUUUAGCUAGAUUUGAGGAUGUAGGUGAAAUCAUAAGGAAGCUCUGUGAUGAGACUAGUUGCAAGGAUAUCUGUUUACCUGAAAACAAGAAUAUGGUCAAGACACUUAAAUAUUAUGGCCAGGGAGAGAGUGAGGAAAAUGGCAAAAUAGUUCAGCCCCCAAUUCCUGGAUGUGAUGUUAAUGGGAAGUAUGAAAACAAUUACUAUGCUGUCUUCAACCUUUUGCCCCAUACUGAAAACCAUAGCCCAGAGUACAAAUUCCUCUGUGCUCUUAGUGUUUCUGCACUGUGCAGACAGCUAGAAGCAGCCAAUUUACAGGCACUCACAACAGGUCUGAAAUCCUCUAAGCUGAAAGCAGCGGUGACUCCUGAGUUCUGUCCAGAUUUGGAUAUUUGGGGAGUGGCCAUGCUGCGACACAUGUUACAGCUGCAAUGUAAUGCCCAGGCGAUAACUACCAUACAGCAGACAGGAUCUAAAGAGAACAUCAUUACUGACAGCAGGCAGGUGCGCCUUGCCACAGGCGUCUUCCCUGUGGUCAGCCUCCUGAACCACUCCUGCAGCCCCAACACCAGCGUGUCCUUCAUUAGCACUGUCGCCACCAUUCGGGCAUCACAGCAGAUCAGAAAAGGGCAAGAGAUUCUCCACUGCUAUGGGCCUCAUGAGAGCCGGAUGGGUGUCGCUGAAAGGCAACAGAAGCUGAGGUCUCAGUAUUUCUUUGACUGCACCUGUCCAGCUUGCCAAACUGAGGCACACAGAAUGGCUUCAGGGCCCAGGUGGGAAGCAUUCUGUUGUAACAGUUGCAGAGCACCCAUGCAGGGAGAUGACGUGCUGAGCUGUGGCAACAGAUCUUGCCCAGAAUCCAUCAGCAGGGACCACCUCGUUUCUCGGUUACAAGACCUUCGGCAGCAGGUUGAGAUGGCCCAGAAGCUUCUCAGAAAUGAUAAACUAGAGCAAGCCAUUGGGCGGUUGUUGGGGUGCCGGCACGAUGCUGAGAGCUUCCUGUCGGCAGAACACACCAUGGUAGGAGAAAUUGAGGAUGGCCUGGCCCAGGCCUAUGCUGCCUUAGGGGAUUGGCAGAAGUCAGCUACCCAUCUACAGAAGAGUCUCCAGGUGGUUGAGGUUCGCCACGGGCCAUGCAGUGUUGAAAUGGGCCAUGAGCUUUUCAAACUGGCCCAGAUCUUUUUCAGUGGGUUUGCAAUACCUGAAGCUCUGAACACAAUACAAAAGGCAGAAAAGGUUCUCUCGGUGCACUAUGGCCCUUGGCAUGAUGAUAUCCAGGAGCUCCGAAAGAUGAAAUCGUGUUUAUUGGACUUGCCACCCAUCCCUGUGGGACCUUCAAUGUAGGAUCCCAAGGGGACUUCACCAGGAGAGAAGCCCACAGAAGAUAAGUUAAAGGGGUUCUGUCACUGCUGAGCUGUCGUCAGGAAAGACAGGACUUUCCUGACAGUCCCAAGCCUAGUGUAUGAGGGGCAGGAGGAGUCCAAAAGCAUUGCAGUUGGAGAGAGACACUCACCUAUUUUGAUGACUGUUUCCUGCAGUAGUUAACUAUCCUCCAAUAAAAACUCCCAGUUCCCAGAAAAGACUUAAAACUAGUAUCUGGAGAGUGCAAGUCCUUUAAAAGGGUUUUAGCUGAUCUGCAGGCAUCUGGAUGUUAGCCUGGGGUUUUGGCGAGAUUCCACCUCACUAAAUGAUGAGAGUCUGUUUCCCUGGAACAUUCCUAUGGUUUCUAGCAGUAAUGAAAUGUUGUGCACCACUCCAGUGGGAACUUAAACUCUUAGUAGUUGUGCUGUAAUUGAAAAAUAAUUAUAAAGCAAGAAAUCAGUAAGGCUGCUUACCUCUGGAGACACACAAUUCCACUUACGGUAUCUGGCUUCUGCACAUCGUUCGUUAAAACUGGUGGAAUAUGAAUUGUGAAUUGGGAAAUAAAUAUGGAGCCAUUUUAUUGUUGAGCAGUUUCUUCCUGGGAUAACAACUCUAAAUUUGUUUUCUACCAGUUUUCCAGUCCUUAUUCUCUGGCUUUCAUUCCAUACUUUUGGCAGACUCACUGACCAAACGCUACUAAUAAAAUCAAACUUGUAGUAAUGACUUUAUAA